AUGCGCUCUCAAAUCACCAACGACGAGGCCAAAACCGCCAACUGGGUGUCCAUCGGCCUUGCCAUCGUCAUUCUGCUUGUGAGAUUCAUCUGCGGACAACACUACCGGAAGUCUGCCCUGGACAUUACAACAGGGGUAGUUCUGGCCUCAAUCGCAAUCCUUAUUGCAAGGAUCGUCAUCAGCAACUAUGUGCUGGAAUAUGGCACAGCAGACGACGUCCUCCUGGCAGGAGCCAUCCACUACGAAAGCCUCGACCUCGACCAGAUCAAAACGGGGACCAUCCUGUCGCUGAUUUCGAGGCUCCUGAUCACAACUGUCUACUGGCUACAAUGCAUCCUGUUGCUUCUUUUCUAUACCCGAAUCCUGGCACACAUUCACUGGGUCAAACUCUGCGUACGGGUGACGUGGGUGGUGAUCGGCGCGUCCUAUAUUGCGGUCGUUUUUGCGACAUUCUUGGAAUGUCGCCCCUUCCGACUAUACUGGCAGAUCCAACCCGACCCCGGGAGCUGUGUCCAGGCAUAUGUGCAGCUCUUCGUCCAAUGCAUCUGCAACAUCAUCAUCGACCUCCUCCUCCUCGCCAUAUCUUACCCAGUCCUCCGGACACGGGGCCACAAAUGGUCGCAGAAAUGCCGGAUCGCCUUUCUGUACGUCCUCGGCAGCUUCUGCAUCAUCAUCACUUGUAUCCGUGUCGCCUACAUCCACGGCUCAAACUCUGCCCAGCCUGCGCGAAGUUUCUGGGCAUCCGUUCAGGGCGUGAUCUCCACGUUCGUGGCCAACACGCCGAGUAUUUACGGACAACUAAAGCUCAAACUGCGCGAGAAGACACAAAGCAGCGAGGGGAGGAGGAGGGGGGACACCCAGCCAGACACCUACGUUCUGAUGGAUGAAAUGAACCGGCGCGUGUCACGGCCACCAGGCGAGGAUGUGGAAGAUGUCGCGAGCAACCCGACGCUGGGAUCGGACUCCCUCAAACAACGGAAAGGGGAAGAUAAAAGCUUUUGGGUCUCGGAGGCGGAAAUCCCGCAGCCGGAUGGCAUCGGGAAAGAAAGCAACCAGUGA
Cladophialophora carrionii CBS 160.54 is the source of this 1059-nucleotide messenger RNA. RefSeq lists its product as uncharacterized. The record is from RefSeq and is a predicted model, not a curated record. Bases 1 to 1059 code for a protein of 352 amino acids. NCBI's taxonomy places the organism in Eukaryota, Fungi, Ascomycota, Eurotiomycetes, Chaetothyriales, Herpotrichiellaceae. The transcript has a single exon.